This is a messenger RNA of Bombyx mandarina (wild silkworm), 1530 nucleotides long. RefSeq names its product antimicrobial protein 6Tox (gene 6tox). Lineage: Eukaryota; Metazoa; Arthropoda; Insecta; Lepidoptera; Bombycidae. The record is from RefSeq and is a predicted model, not a curated record. Gene Ontology annotation, biological process: defense response.
CAAAAACUGGAUAAGAAGUCACAAUGCUAUCUAUACUGUGUUUUGUGAGUGUUUUGUGCACUAUACAUGCAUCAGUGAUAAACAUUAACAUCUUUAAUGAAGGCUUGAAUACAAAUAAGACCUCAAUUAAAUUGCGUAACUGUGACGUUAUGGCUUGUGACCAGCUCUGCCAUGAACUUGGAUUUCCAAGUGGCGCGUGCGAUGGUGAACAAUGCGUUUGCGAUAAUUUCCUCAAAACACGUGGUUCACGCACAAAAACUGACAACCAACUACCUCAACUGGAUUGUACUACGUCAGAGUGUGAUCAAUUGUGUCGCAGAUUCGGAUUUUCUGGCGGUAUCUGUAUUGGUGGACAAUGCGAAUGUGGAAAUAUACACAAAAAUGCGGACCUAAAUGAAAAUCAAUCUACCCUCGAAAAUUGUGAUAUGCGAGAAUGUGAUCAAUCGUGUCGCCGAAUUGGAUUUCCUGGUGGCGUGUGCGUCAAUGGACGAUGCAAAUGCGACAUUAUAGCCAACAACAAUAUAACUGAUCUGGAUGAAGAUCGAUCUUCUCUCAAAGAUUGUAAUAGCCGAGGAUGCGAUCAGUCGUGUCGCAGAAUUGGAUUUCCUGGCGGUGUGUGCGUCAACGGACGAUGCAAAUGCGACAUUAUAGCCAACAACAAUAUAGCUGAUCUGGAUGAAGAUCGAUCUUCUCUCAAAGAUUGUAAUAGCCGAGGAUGCGAUCAGUCGUGUCGCAGAAUUGGAUUUCCUGGCGGUGUGUGCGUCAACGGACGAUGCAAAUGCGACAUUAUAGCCAACAACAAUAUAGCUGAUCUGGAUGAAGAUCGAUCUUCUCUCAAUGAUUGUAAUAUCCGAGGAUGCGAUCAGUCGUGUCGCAGAAUUGGAUUUCCUGGCGGUGUGUGUGUCAACGGACGAUGCGAAUGCGAUAUUAUUGCAACGCAAUUUCUGGGAAAAUUUAUAAGAAAUUUAAAAUGCAACACCGUGGAGUGUAACGAAAUUUGUCACCGUCUCAACUACGCGGGAGGGAUCUGUAAAGGCAACGAAUGCAGUUGCUAUUGAGUUAAUAUUGCUCUUCAGAAUGCUUCAGAAUUGCUCGAGUUGAAAGUUUGCAAAAAAUAUUUUUAUUCAGUUUCAUGUAUAAUUUUUAUAUCUUUUUCUUGGAGACACAUCUGGACUAUAAUUUUAAAUUGAAAUAUAAUCUUUAAAGUAUUGCACAUAUGGAUACCUAUUGAGAUAAAUGCAUUAAACAUAAUUACAAUUUGAAUUGUUUAAUAAAUAAAACAUUUAAAGAAAGAAUAUUAAUUAAACUUUGUGAGUUUGACGCUGAGAGAUUUACGAGUAUUAGUGAUAUCAUCAACUGUAAAAAUAAAUGUCUGUGAGGUCAUCCACCCGCUUGAAACUGCCAAUUAUCGCUAUAUUCCACUGAUUUUUGUCAAGUACUCUGUUUCACAUGAAUCCCAUAUUGGCAUUUUAAACAUUAUAAUUUAUUAUAAAUUAUAAUUUAUAUAUUAUAUAUAUUAUAAAAAAUAAA